Molecule: messenger RNA, 1835 nt
Organism: Pimephales promelas (fathead minnow)
Lineage: Eukaryota; Metazoa; Chordata; Actinopteri; Cypriniformes; Leuciscidae
Source: RefSeq, a predicted model, not a curated record
GAGCGCGCAGGGGGCAGUGUUUGUGUUUAUCUGUAAUGUUUGACGCCCGUUCUGCGCUUAUUCUCACGCUGUUCCCGCGCGUCAGUUUAUGAGGGAAACGGACGGAGGGUGUUUUGCGAGAUCCGAAUCAAAGCGGGUCACCGGAACUGAUCGCCCUUCUGCUCGCGGUUCCGACACUCGUAGAUCUCUUCAUAAACUCAAUCCUACAUGUAUCAUGCAUAAGCUGAAGUCGACCCAGAAGGAGAAGAUCCGCCAGGUCAUGUCCUUCACCCGGGCCGCGGAGAGAACCGCUCUGUUCUGCCUGACCCACAAUGACUGGAGACGGGACACGACCGCGAGCAACCACAUCCAGAACCACCGGGAGCCCAUGGACCGCAAGAAGCUGGACCAGCUCUACAACCGCUAUAAAGGUGAGCCGCCGUGUGUGUGUGUGUGUGUGUGUUUCUUCAUUUGUGCUGCUGGUCUGCUUCUGUGUGCAGAUCCUCACGACGAGAACAAGAUCGGACUCGAGGGAAUCCAGCAGUUCUGCGACGACCUGGUUCUGGAUCCCGCUAGCGUCGGUGUGCUAAUCGUAGCGUGGAAGUUCAGAGCGGCGACGCAGUGCGAGUUCAGUCGCGAAGAGUUCCUGGACGGCAUGUCGGAUCUGGGAUGUGACAGUCCCGAGAAGCUGAGGAGUCUUCUGCCCAGACUAGAGCAGGAGCUGAAGGAUUCUGGGAAGUUCAGGGACUUCUAUCAGUUCACGUUCACCUUCGCCAAGAGCCCGGGUCAGAAGGCUUUAGAUCUGGAGAUGGCGCUGGCCUACUGGAACCUCGUUCUCACCGGACGCUUCAAGUUCCUCCAGCUCUGGAACACGUUCCUCCUGGAGCAUCAUAAGAAGCCGAUCUCUAAAGACACGUGGAAUCUGCUGCUGGACUUCGGGAACGUGAUCGCCGACGACAUGUCCAACUACGACGAGGAGGGAGCGUGGCCGGUGCUCAUCGAUGACUUCGUGGAGUUCGCGCGGCCGAUCGUGACAUCACAGGGUCACCUGACUCUAUAAUGAGCGCUUCAGGGGGGCGGAGCCUCUCACACGGACUCUUUGACCACGAACGGAUUUACAUAUAUAUAUAUAUCUCUUUAACCGCAGAGAGAGCUGUCACACUGCACCUGGACCCUGUCCGCACUCCGACACCAGUGUGGCAACUGCACAUCCCAUGAUGCACCACACACAGGGGCGUGGCUACACCACAGAAUACUAAAAUAGCUCACCGUGGAAUAUGUUAGUUUUUUAUCUCACAAUCACAUUCAUGUCGUGCAAUCCAGGCUUUUUUUUAUUGUGAGUUUAUUUUGUGCAAAUCGGACGUUUUUUUCCACAAUCGCGAGUUUAUUGCCGAUGUGACUUCCUCUGGGUUCGCGAGGUUUUUCCGCUGUAAUUCAGACUUUUUCUUACAAUUGCGAAAAGGAAGUAAAAAGCGGUCAGAAUUGUGAGACGUUUAAUGAUGUUGUUUUAUGCGGAGUGUGAGCGUCCAUACCUGGAGUUUAGUCACGUGACGUGUGCGUGAUCAUUGGAGCGCUGUGACCUUCUGACCCCAGAGUCUCAGAGAGUGACGUGACGGGCGCCGAGGAAUCACACGGACCAACACCGAUGAGAUCCUGUUCCUGUUUACAAGCGUCUGUGAUAUUAAAUCAGCACACACACACACACACACACACACACACCUCAGUGUUCGUCUGGACCAGUUCCUCAGCUCUGUGUGUGUGUGUCUGUGUGUGUGUGUGUGUGUGUGUGUGUCAUUCAGUUCAUCUCAUCACACACUGUUUCUCUGCAUGUAAAUAAAGAUUAUUUAACAAAACUC